GUGACGUGGUUUUGUCUCAUCAUAACACCGCCCGGUCCGGACAUGAGACGGACACCUCCUCGGUCUCCACAUCUAGAUGUCUAACCUGCACAAACAAACCCUGUCCUGUCCGUGUGAGAAGACCGAAGCCCCGCAGGAAGCAGACCGUCUCAGCGCUGAUGGCCUCCGUGAAGAAAGACAACAGACUGACGAGUUCUCAGAGCUUUAUGUGCGUCGGUUUCGCCGGGAUUUUCAGUAAAACCGUCACGUCGCCUCUGGAGGUGGUUAAAAUUAAAAGUCAGGUGGGGACAUUUCACUGUAAGAGGGGUUUGUGGCAGAGUUUCCUCCUCAUCUACCAGAAUGAAGGACUCCGAGGCUUCUGGAAAGGAAACCUCGCCUCCUGUCUGCGGCUCUUCCCCUACACCGCAGUCCACCUCGCAGCCUACAAGAAGAUCGUGCACCUUCACAUGGAUGAACUGGGCUUCAUCUCUCAGUGGAGAGCCAUACUGGCAGGUGGUGUGGCGGGCGUUGCUGCUGCGCUGACCACGUACCCUCUGGAAGUGGCGGAGACGCGACUCAUCGUCCAGAACUGCAGACAGCCAACGUACCUCGGCGUGGCUCACACUCUGUCAAAGAUCUACAGGAACGAGGGGCUGCUCGCCCUCUACAGGGGCUUCUCCCUCACUUUACUGGGUGCUUUUCCCUUUUCUCUCGGAUGCUAUGCAGUCUACAUGAACUUGGACAAACUCUGGCAGGAGCCUCCUUUCCGCUUUUCCCCCCUGCAGAACUUUAUAAACGGCUGCUUGGCUGCAGGAGUGGCCCAAACUCUCUCCUACCCUUUUGAAACUGUAAAACGGAAGAUGCAGGCGCAGAGUGCCCGUCUGCCACAUUACGGUGGCGUUGACGUCCACUUCAGCGGGAUGAUUGACUGUUUCAUGCAGGUUGUAAAAAACAAGGGCGUCCUCUCACUGUGGAACGGCCUCACUGCCAACACAAUAAAGAUUGUCCCCUACUUCGGCCUUCUCUUCACCUGCUUUGAGAUGUGUAAGCAGGUCUGCCUUUACCGCAACGGCUACAUCGUCUCACCGCUCAGCUACAAGCUGGCGCCGGGGGUGGACCAGAGCCUCGGGCCGUCCGAGCUGGAAGAGGUGAAGCGAUACUUGAAAAACAGGAACUUUGGGUCAGGGCAGUCGUCUUUAGGGAACCGCUGGUGAAACUUCCCCAGAGAACAUGUAUAUACUUCACCUGACCAGCAGUAUGAAAUACUUCAGAGGCUUGUCUAUAAUAAUUACAGAACAUUUCAGGUUUCAUGUCGACAUAGAAGGCGCAUUUCCGUGUCGUCCUGUCAGACACGGUCUACCUCUUUCAGAAACAAUGUUAUUUUAUCUGUCAGUAUUAUGUGUUCAUGAAUUGUUCACUCAGCCUUCAUGUAUUUCCAUUGCUGUUUUUAACCAAAUAUUAUGUGCCUUUAGCAUUAACUAUUUAUUUCUGGGCUUAUUUCAGUUAUUGACAUCAAAUAGUGCCACACUGUAGUUUAUUAAAACGGGCUGAUGAAGCUCUCUUGCUCUGCUUGUGUGAUAGAACAAGUUUUUAAUGUAAAUUUAAUGUAAAAAUUCUGAUUGUUAUGUUUGAGUAGGUAAUGAUCAUUCGUGUUAAUAUGCUAACAUGCAUUGAUGGAAGAAAUGUGCUUGAAACAUUAAAACAUAAUUUUUCACUUG
Molecule: messenger RNA, 1697 nt
Organism: Centropristis striata (black sea bass)
Lineage: Eukaryota; Metazoa; Chordata; Actinopteri; Perciformes; Serranidae
Gene: slc25a43
Product: solute carrier family 25 member 43
Exons: 5
Coding region: 159-1193 (344 amino acids)
Biological process (GO): transmembrane transport
Source: RefSeq, a predicted model, not a curated record